Schistocerca nitens (vagrant locust) is the source of this 1188-nucleotide messenger RNA. RefSeq lists its product as uncharacterized. The record is from RefSeq and is a predicted model, not a curated record. NCBI's taxonomy places the organism in Eukaryota, Metazoa, Arthropoda, Insecta, Orthoptera, Acrididae. The transcript has 6 exons. The coding region runs from base 1 to 1188 and encodes 395 amino acids.
AUGGGCACCAUCCUACUGCAGCAAGAUGUCAGGUCCCCGUUCCUCUGCCCGUGGUGGUCGCAGGGCCUGGUGUUCCACCAGGCGCUGGUGGACUGCGCGCGCGCCGCCAUCCUGCUCCCUCUGGCCGUCAGCAUCCUGCGCUGCCAGCCGGUGCACAAGUGCUCCCUGGUCGAGACGGCCUUCCUGCUGCUCGUCACCGUCUCCACCGUCAACAUGCUCACCACCGUGCUCAACGACUCCCCUGUCUUUCCGCAGGAUGACGAGACGGAGGAGCAGAGCCCGCUGCUGAUGGACUCGCCGCAGUGCGUGCUGUUCGGCACGUUCAUGAUCUGGUUCGCGUCGAUCACGAUCAACCUGGGCCCCACGUUCCUGAGCGGCGCGCUGGCCGCCAGCGCCGAGGUGAGCCACAACGCGCCCAGCUGCCCUCUGGUGCACGGGCCCUUCCGCCACUACGUGCUCAACGUGCUCUGGAUCGCCGUCAACGUCGUCUGCGUCCUGCUCACGCUCUUCCACCUGCACAAGCUGCACCGCGACCUCACCAAGGCCAACGUGCAGGCUGUGAGGGUGGCGGGUCUGGUGACGACGCUGGUGAGCGUGACCGGGGGCAGUGGCGGCGGAGCCACGGCGGCGGCGACGGGACUGCCGGGGGCGGUGGGGACGGGCGCCAUGUCCCGCGGCCUGCCCCCGGGGGCGGCGGCCGGCGAGAAGCUCGGGGGCGGCGCGCUGGCCGAGAGCCGGCGCAUGCGCAACUACCUGCAGCGCGUGGAGCGCGAGGGCGUGCAGCGCGUCAAGAUGUUCCUCGUCAUCACGGCCGCCUACGUCGUCUUCUGGGGGCCGCUCUUCCUCGUCACGCUCGUCCACCGGCCCGCGCUCGGCUCGCAGCUCGGCUACGAGAUCACGCUGCACGUGGCCUACGUCCACGCCUUCGUGCAGCCGACGCUGUUCCUCGUGCUGCACCACGGCCUCCGCCAGGCGGCCCUCGAGUCGUGCUGCCGCCCACCCAGUAAAAUUAUCAAAAAUUCUUGCUCCUUACGGCGAGUGGCUGAGAUGGAGCACGGGAGACCGGCGGGCGGCUAUUGUUUGAGGCGACGUGAGCGGUGUUUACUGUGGCCGCGGGACGAGGCUGCAGCCAGGCUGGGGCUGGCCAGAGCGGAGGCAGCUACCGGCCGUUCAUCAGGCGGGGGCUGA